Mugil cephalus (flathead mullet) is the source of this 2728-nucleotide messenger RNA. It is a transcript of the gene sumo3a, whose product is annotated as small ubiquitin like modifier 3a. Gene Ontology annotation, biological process: protein sumoylation. Lineage: Eukaryota; Metazoa; Chordata; Actinopteri; Mugiliformes; Mugilidae. The record is from RefSeq and is a predicted model, not a curated record. Gene Ontology annotation, molecular function: protein tag activity; ubiquitin-like protein ligase binding. The coding region runs from base 144 to 428 and encodes 94 amino acids. The transcript has 4 exons. Gene Ontology annotation, cellular component: nucleus.
AGGCUCCAAUCGGUUAUUUGCAACAACGGUCCAAAGCGCGCACCCGUCAGCGGUGGAGAAGGGAGGACUGAAGGCGGCAGAAAGACAAAUAAAGGCCAAUUAACAGAAUAAUCUGAAAAACCACAACACGAAAUUCAGCCGAGAUGUCAGAGGAAAAGCCAAAGGAGGGAGUAAAGACCGAGAACGAUCACAUCAACCUCAAGGUUGCGGGGCAAGAUGGCUCAGUGGUCCAGUUCAAAAUCAAAAGACACACACCCCUCAGCAAACUAAUGAAGGCGUACUGUGAACGACAGGGUCUCUCAAUAAGGCAGAUCAGGUUCAGGUUUGAUGGCCAGCCCAUCAAUGAGACGGAUACACCAGCGCAGCUGGAGAUGGAAGACGAAGACACCAUAGACGUUUUCCAGCAGCAGACAGGCGGGCACUGCUAAGCCCUACGCACCUCAUUGACGGCCACCCUCAGACCACACCCUCAGCCACCUUCACUGUUCCUCCCUUCCCCAUCCCUCCUCUCAGCCUGUUAUUGUUAUUAUUAUUAUUAUUAUAAUUAUUAUUAUUAUUUCUUCAGUUUAAAUAUUUCUGUCAUGGUUUUUUCAUCAGGUGUGUGUAUGGGGGCUCCUCAGCUGUUAAUGUACUGUCUCGGUCAGGAGUGAACUUUUGUCUGUCUCUCUGCUGGCCUAUCAGGACAACAUUUUUCCCUCUGGCACCGCAGCCUUGUGAUUGGACCAACGGCUUGUCAUGGCUGUUCCUGGUUUGUCGCUGCUUCUCGUUCACUGUAUCCAGUGAAAACUUAAUAUCCAGUAGUUUGUCAUGGUUUUCCAUCCAUCCAUCAGGGUCGACUGUUUUUGUUUUUUUGUCCAGCAGGGGUCAGUGGGCGUGAAAAUAUUUUGAGGUGGAAAGUAUCUGAACGUAACACACACCCGCUUUCCAUUUCACUACGCUUUGUUGUUUCUUUUUCUUUCUUUCUUUCUUUUUUUUUUUCGACCGGCGACUCCUGCUUCUCUUCUUUCAGAAAAUUGUAUUUUAAUUCUCUUUGCAUUUUAGAUGCUUCUCCAAUGUUUUUUGUAUUUUUGUCCCUUAUUUUAAGAAUUAACACCCACUUGGCUUGUUAAUUAUGUUUUUCCCUCUACUCCUGUACAGAAGUAUCAGAAUGGGUGUUAGAUAUAUGUUGUGGGGCUUGGACCAAUACUCCAAAAAAACAAAACAAAAAAAAAAACAAAACAAAAAAAAACAUAACGCCUGCUUCGUGUUUGAUGUAACUCUCUGUCUCUCUCUAAAAGAGAACUGCGAAGUCAAAAACUGUUGCAUUUAAAGGCGUUGGUAGUCCAUCAAUGUUAUUUGCUUCCUCUUCGGCUAAUGGACAACGAUUUGUUUGUGGGUGCCUGCGGUACAGACGACUGUUUGCUCGCGCAGGAAAAAUGCCUCUUUCUGGUAGAGAACUAAAUACUAUUGAGGCACGUCCUGCGGCGCGUUUGACUGUAAGAUUAGUCUCUUGCCGCGGAAUACAUAACUUUUUGUGUCUAUUUUCCUAUGAAGUGGGCCAGUGACCAGUCCCCGCUCUGUUCUUGGUAGCACUUCUGUCGUGGUAGAUGGUGGUCUGUGGGUGGGAGUGACAUAAAUAUUGUUCCCCAGUGCUCUUUUUGGGGUCCGCUGUCUCAUCUCUGUAUUGUCCUUGCAGGUGUGGGUUGAUGGGGCAGCUGACUCUAGAUACACUUUGUAGUGGAGCAGCUUCCAAUAUCCCAACGAAAGCCAGUAUGUUUUUGUUAACCCAUUGAAGACACUUUUUAUCGCUUGCUGAGAUAUUGUUUGCUGGCGCGGCGUGCUGUUGUGGAGAUAUCUCGAGCGGUGAGGGGUGUCUUCGCGGUUUUUUACUUUUCAGAGAGCGACGCGUGCAGUUCGUUGCAUAUCGGUAGUGCAGGGACGGCAGCCAACGGAGUUCUGGAGAUGAGCGUUCUGCACCCACAGGGCCCCGUUCUUCGUACUCGGGUGGCCACGUUUGCUUUGAUUGUUCAUGGUCUGACACAAGCUUGGAUUUUUCAGCUCGGUCAGUAUUAAAAUGCCAUCGAAGCGAGCAGUCCACGAGCUCAGAGUUGGACGGUAUCAACUGUUUUUAAAAGAUCGUUAAAAUGGUCAGAAAAGGCUGCACCUUUCUUUACAAGCACUCGCUUGGGGGUUAUAUCUAGUUUUGGGUGAGGCCACACAUAUUACAAAUACAGCAAAAUAAGAUCCUAGUUCUCAUCUGUGCUAGAAAGGUGCCGUCUUUUGUUUUUAAAUCAAUAAAGUGUAGUUACACUAUGUUUUCAGCUUUAUUUUUGUACACAUUCAAUAUAAUAAUCAUGAGUCGUUGCCAGUACCCUUACAUUUUUAAAUAGAAACAUGCUCGUAAAAGGCCAUCAUUUGUUAAAAGUGCGUGGUACAGAGGGAGACAUGUUCGACAUGCCUCCGCACAAGCCAGUCAUAAGUAACGGUUGUCAUUUCCACUUUCCUCACACAAAAUAAGAGCACAGUGACACAACUACACCAACUAAUCAGCCUUCCACUCGCAGUUUCCCAACAGUUCGCUGGAUAAAGACGUGGGUUUUUUCGUUUAUUUUCGGCCGUCAGCUGAACUAAACUGUAACGUAUGAAGAACGGGGCCCAGGUCUUGUCAUGUUAUUUGUUUCUCUACUGAUUUGUACAUUAUUUGUGGUCUUUUACUACUGUAUACAAUAAAUAUAGUUUGGUACUCAGA